AUGUUCAAACACCCCUCGCGCACAAAUAUUGCAUCAGAGUCAGAGUCACGGCAACCUCUCCUCGAACAAUCCACCUCAAAUGGCCACACCCACACACUAUUCAACGCCGGAGACGACUCCGAUGACGACUACGACGAUGGCACGAGUGCGCUCCCAGUCGUAACACCCAAAACAGCGCGGAGCACACACACCGUCGCAUUCAACGACGAGGUCCAGGUCUACGCACCGCCCCUCCGCUCGACAACGUCCAGUCGGGAAACGGAAUUCGAGCAAGACUCGGACGACCUCGAGGAGCAGCAUGCACGCGAGCUCGAUGGGUCUCGCCUGCCAACGCGCCGCGGGAAUGACCAGCGCAUGCCUCUGUUAGUCGGCUUAGUGGAUUCGUCUGCCUCUCGACGGAGCUUGGAUGCGUCGAUACCGAUGCAUGGCGCGAAUGGGAACACUGUCAUCAUUGGCGAAGACACGUUGGACUUGGAUGAGAUUGCUGCGAAGAGGACGGCUGGAGGAGGCUUGUUUGAUUCGAUCGCGAAUAUGGCAAAUUCCAUUCUUGGUGCAGGCAUUAUCGGUCUGCCAUAUGCCCUCCGUCAGGCUGGAUUCUUCGCGGGGCUUGUUCUUCUCACCGUAUUAUGCGCUGUAACCGACUGGACGAUUCGUCUCAUCGUCAUAAACGGUAAACUAAGUGGUGGUCGUUCGUACAUCGAUAUCAUGGACCAUUGUUUCGGCCCAAGUGGGCGAGCAGCCGUUUCAUUUUUCCAAUUUUCAUUCGCAUUUGGAGGCAUGUGUGCCUUUGGAAUUAUCAUCGGUGAUACCCUACCUCAAGUUCUUCGCUCCGUCUUCCCCACACUACCCACAACACCCAUCCUAAAAAUCUUCGCCAAUCGGCAGUUCAUUAUCGCCCUCUGCACCACCUGUGUUUCCUACCCCCUUUCGCUAUAUCGAGACAUCCACAAAUUAUCUCGAGCAUCCGGUCUAGCUCUCAUUGGAAUGUUUAUCAUCGUGGGCUCGGUACUCAUUGAAGGCCCGCAUGUUCCCCCGGAGCUGAAAGGCGCUCAAGAAGGAAAGUUCUCAAUAAUCGAGCCGGCAAUAUUCCAAGCUAUCGGUGUUAUCAGCUUUGCUUUUGUCUGCCACCAUAAUUCACUUCUAAUCUACGGAAGCCUACGAACGCCAACGCUAGAUCGAUUCGCAAAAGUCACGCACGUGUCGACCUUUCUCUCGCUGGUUGCAUGUAUGACGCUCGCUCUCUCGUCCUACGUCGUCUUCACGGACAAGACGCAGGGCAACAUCCUCAAUAACUUCCCACAAAACGACACCCUCAUCAACGUCGCGCGGUUUUCCUUCGGCCUGAACAUGUUCACGACGCUUCCAUUGGAACUGUUCGUCUGCAGAGAAGUCAUCGAGCAAUACUUCUUCUCACAUGAAGUGUUUAGCCCACAAAGGCACUUAUUCUUUACGACAACCAUCUUGUUUGCGUCCAUGUUUGUGGCACUCAUAACCUGUGACCUUGGGGUAAUGCUCGAGAUAACAGGCGGUGUAUCAGCGACGACACUGGCGUUCAUUUUCCCUGCUGCGUGCUAUAUCAAGCUGGUCGACAAGAAGCUGCGGUGGUACAGCAUCACGAAAUUGCCCGCGGUAAUGUGCGUUGCUUUCGGCGUGAUUGUGAUGGUUAUUUCUCUAUACCUCGCUUUGGCCAAGUCCUGGACAUCGGAGGGAGCUGCCAAAAUCUGCAUUUGA
Messenger RNA from Cyclocybe aegerita, 1731 nucleotides. NCBI's taxonomy places the organism in Eukaryota, Fungi, Basidiomycota, Agaricomycetes, Agaricales, Hemipholiotaceae. The record is from the annotation of a GenBank genome assembly.